GUCAGUGGAAGCUAGCAAGGCUGCUAACUUACCUACCACGUUAUUUUGGGAUAUUUUGAAUGAUCUUUUACAAUUGUUUCACACUCUAUCGUUUUUAUUGCUAUCACUGGACUUAAACUAAGCUCGAAUAACUAGAUGCGUGAAAAAUCCUCGUUUAAUAGCGUGUUUUUGUUGAGCUGUGGCCAGAGUUAAAAUGCUAUAAGUGGCUAGCUUGUUGUUAGCUGCGGACAAAUCUGGUGCAGACAGGUUUUUGCUCUGCAGACACAGCUUCUCUUGUUUGGAAGUCAUUGUUCAUGGGCGGAAAGUUGUAUUGUAUGCAAGGACUGCAAACACCAUGCAGCUUUAUUACACAGCUUAUGAGUUUCUGCGAAUAUGCCAUGUUUUGAAUUAGGCUUUCGCAGCAUUAUGAAUUGAAACCAGUAACGUUGGAUCUGUUGCAUAUUAUCAAGGCUUAAAGUCAUCCGAAUGCAUUUUAUCUUAGAUUACCUUAUCGAUUGUAUUGUUAUAAGUGUUUUUACCGAUUUCGAGGUAUAAUAAUUGUUUAUUGGCAAAGGGUUAGACGUUUGUUUGUAUCAACAAACAUGGAUAAGAAAUCAUUUGAUAUAGUGUUGGAUGAGAUAAGAAAGUGCGUCCUGACUGAUCAGCGGAUCAAAGCCAUAGAGCAGGUGCAUGGAUAUUUCUCCAGUGAGCAGGUGAUGGAGAUACUGAAGUAUUUCUCCUGGGCAGAGCCACAGAUCAAAGCAGUUAAAGCUCUGCAGCAUAAAAUGGUUGCAAUCCCUACAACCAAAGUUGCAAAUAUCCUGAAUUGCUUCACCUUCUCAAAGGACAGACUGAUUGUGCUGGAACUUAUAGCUUUGAACAUUUCAGAUGCUCAAAAUUAUCGCCCUGUGGAGGAUCUCUUUCGCAUACACUUGUCUGAGAAGAAGCGGGCUCGCAGGAUACUGGAGCAAGUAUGUAAGGUUGGCUGCAAGGCUCCUGUAGCCAUGAUCUCCUCCUGUGGUAUGAUACCAGGCAAUCCAUAUCCUAAAGGCAGACCCAGCCUGGUCAGUGGGACGUUCCCUGGAAUCCCUCCAGUAAAGAAAGAAGGCGAGAAGAAAGACGACGCCUCUAACAAUCUUGAGGGGAAAGGAAUAUCGUCUCGUAUCAUUGGACCAUUCAAACCUUUUCCAUCAACCUACAACCCUCAUAGGCCUGUGCCCUACCCUAUCCCACCAUGCCGACCGCAUGCCACAAUUGCACCAAGUGCGUACAACAACGCAGGCCUUGUUUCUGUGGGAGGGGUUAUAACAACCAACGUGCCCCCUCCCCCCUACAACUCUACCCACAAAGUAGCAGGUUACGCCAAACCAGGCAAUCCACAGAACACCACACCUGGAGUGAACAGCGGGCCCCUCCUCAUUCCUCACGGCUCCACACCUUCUACCCCUGUCCCACCUCAGGCUUCUCCUGCUCAGCCACCUCCAACAACUCCUAUCACACCAGUUUUCCCCGGCAUGGUGCCCUCCCACAACCCUAAUGCCCCCUCUCCCUCCCCUGCUCCAUCCCCAUCUGUGAUCAAAGCAGGUCCACAGACCCCCAGUGGCCAUGCUACACCUACACCCUCAUCUGUCAUUAAAGCCCACACCCCUUCAGGCACUCCUUGUGGAACUCCCAUCCCCGGCAGCGGGGGCUUCUCCCCCUCCCCCUUCCAUGUUAUUUCCAGACCCGGCACCCCUGCUACCUCCCGGAGCGGCCCAGACCCCCUAUCUCAGACGAACUCCAUGGGCGUAAAUCAGCAGAGAGUUUUUUCCCAGUCUACAGACCACCAGUCAGGACCCACCCACCCUGGCAUACACCCACAAGCAGGUAACCCCUCUGGGUCAGUUAUAAGAAGUUACACCCCCUCUGGACCAUCCACACCAGGUAUUCCAAACUGUUCCACCCCAGGCCCCAGUCCCAAACCCUCCCCCUCUCACGCUGCACAGAUCCAGGCUGCCAUGGCUGGAGUCCUGAACAGACACACUGGGGGUAGUAACAGUGGCAGUAACAGCCCCGUGCCCUCGGCUUUCAAGGGCACCUCCCGCUCUGGCACACCCUCUGUUAGCUCUUUUGUGGGACCAGGUUCUGCCCAGGCUGCCCAGGCCGCCCUGGCACGUUCCUUGGGUCUGCCACACCACUCAGGUUCUCCUCAAGUCUCUCUCCCGAGUCCCGUAGCUCUCGCCGGCUUCCAAGGCCUGUCCUCCAGCCCAGCACCCUCUCAUUACCCUGGGCUGUCUCCCUUUUCCUCCCUUGCUUCCUCUCUCCCUCCUUCCUCCAUGCCUUCAUCCAUGGCCACAAUGCCUCCAACUUCAAACAUGUCCAACCAUCCACCAACCUCCAUCUACCCAGGCCUUGCCCCCAGUGCUGCCACCAGUGCAGGCUCCCCUUUUGGUCUGGGCCUAACCUCAGCCCCCUCUAUAUUCCCAGGCCUCCCGCCUGGUACUAAUCCCGCUGCCUUCCCAGGAUUGGGGGUUUCAGGAGGGCACGGUGCUGGGAGCCCUGUGUUGUCUUCAUUCAUGGGACUGCCGGGGGCCUCUUCAUCUUCAGUAGCAUCGGUGGCACCGCUGCAGGCUGCAGCAGCCGCAGCAGCAGCAGCAGCAGCUGGAGUGCCGUCAUCGUCGCCAGUCUUACCUGGCUUUGCAUCUGCUUUCAGCUCCAACUUCCAGCCUGGGUUGAGCAGUGGACUCCAGCCUCCAGGAAGCAGCGGCUUCCCCGGCUUGCUGUCCUUCCCUGGGGUACCAGGCUUCUCCCCGUCUGCCUCCCCCGCUGCGCUCGGCGGCCUCCACAACCCUAACAUGCAGUCUGCCCUUCUGCAGGCUCAUCCCUCAUCUGCUCUGGAGGGUUUUCCUCCUCAGCCCAACAGUUUCACCAACUACCCUCCAGGCCCAGGAAACCCCUUCCCCCUCCAGCCAGGCCUGCACCCCCAGUUGGGUUGGCAGUAAAACCCACAGCACUGUAGAGUAAACUGACACACCGACCACUAUCAUACACCCGGCAACACCCUUUAGCAGUUGACACGUUUUCUUAUAUGUCCUUGAACCCUGAAGAGCACAGGACCGAUUGGACAGUUUCAAUAUUGUGUUUGUCACAAUCAGAAUGACUUACUUGUACAAGAAACACUAUCAUGAAAAGAGUUAGCUUGUGGGAAGAGAGAUGGUAUAUUUCCUAUAUAAUUCAUAAUGAAGAGUUGUAAAUAUCAGUUGUCAAAGUUGUUAGGUUUUACAAGUAGACCGUGAAUGGUUUUAAUGUUAGCUGGACUUGGCUGUUUUUAAUCAAGUUUAUCAACAUUAAUUAGUGAAUAAUGAAUUAUAGAAAUGAAAUUGAAAAAUGUACAUGAUACCAUGUAAUGAAUUGACAGUAUGCUGUAUGUAGUAUUUCAUGGCCGGGCUCUGUGGAAGGGCCAUACGUAUGAUACCGACUGAUAGUCCUGAACUGAAUAUUGUAUUAUGACAUGAUGUUUUAAGGUGACUUAUGGUAUAUUAAGCGGUAUGGCACAGUCAUAUUUUUAAGUGAACACACCAUAGAUCAUUUUUAUUCCUCGUGCCAUGUCAAAGGUGGGAGUUUUGUAAUUAAAAAACUUCCAUCUACCAGUUUCACCCACAUUUCUGUUAUUUUCAGUAAACACACUUUUGUGGCGGUCAGCAGUUUACUGUGAUUCUCAUUUUACAUGUUUACAAAUUUAUAUUUUGACAGAUGUCGCCCUGUUAGUGCUAUUAUUACAGUAUUUGACCAGUUAUACUGUAUGCAGAUAUGCAAAUGUUGAUUAAUAAUAUGGACUUGAGAGAUAAAAUGGCUGUAUUCUUUGCAACGUAAUGAAAACUGUAACUGUACCUCAUUUACUGUACACCUCAGCGCACUCAGAGGCAGUUGAGAGUGAUAUACAUGCUGUUUCUUGCCCUGUGUUGUUUUGUCUGUUUUGCCCUUUUUUUGUAUUUGCACCAGUUUUAUUAUUUUGUCAGUAAACUGCAGGCUGCUGUA
Centropristis striata (black sea bass) is the source of this 3996-nucleotide messenger RNA. RefSeq names its product proline and serine rich 1 (gene proser1). Lineage: Eukaryota; Metazoa; Chordata; Actinopteri; Perciformes; Serranidae. The coding region runs from base 582 to 2960 and encodes 792 amino acids. The record is from RefSeq and is a predicted model, not a curated record. The transcript has 12 exons.